Aspergillus neoniger CBS 115656 is the source of this 1057-nucleotide messenger RNA. Its product is annotated as GNAT family N-acetyltransferase. NCBI's taxonomy places the organism in Eukaryota, Fungi, Ascomycota, Eurotiomycetes, Eurotiales, Aspergillaceae. Bases 193 to 891 code for a protein of 232 amino acids. Gene Ontology annotation, molecular function: acyltransferase activity, transferring groups other than amino-acyl groups. The record is from RefSeq and is a predicted model, not a curated record. The transcript is spliced from 4 exons.
CCACCACCUCGUGCUAUUCCUUUUUUCUCCUUGCACGAAGACUAGAACAGGUCAUAUCUUCUCAUAGUAUCAUAUCACUCACGUUUAAGUCUACACCGCUUUCAACUAGAAUUUCAAUCUUCGAGAAAUUUCACUUGGUCGUUACCAUUGAGAGGUUUGAGCUGCAGGAUCAGAGGAAAAACAAAAAGCAAAAUGCCUAUCGAAGUAACAGACCUCACCGAGGCAGACAUCCCCGCCGCCAUUGAGAUCAUUCAAACGGCGUUCGCGGAAGAUCCGUAUUUCAAGUGGGUAUUUGAUGCUGAGAAUUUCAACAAGCAGCGCAAUCACGAUUCCCUAGCGGUGCGAUGCCGCUGGGGGAUCAACAAUGCCAUCUUCCAAGUCGCGACAGACACAUCAAAAUCAUCCCCAGGAGGAAAGAAGAUAGUGGGCGUCUCCUGCUGGCUCCCACCUACCCCCGCUCACACACCAGAGACAUGGUACAGCUGGACACAAAACUGGCUUCUCAGCUUCCGCCAGACGCUCAACAACGUAUGGCAUUUCGGACGGGGCGGACUCCGCACGAACCGCUACUGGAUCUGGAAGGAGCGGCAGCAUGAAGCGCAGAGCCAGAUCUGGGAUGAUCCCAAGGGAUACUAUUUCUGCAAUAUUGUGGCGGUGCAUCCGGAAUGUCAGGGUCUGGGGGUGGGGAGGAAGCUCUUUGAGGCGGUGACGGAUCGGGCGGAUCAAGAGGGAGUCAAGUGUUAUUUGGAGAGUUCGAGGAAUGUGCCGAAUGUGCAGAUUUAUGAGAAGAUGGGGUUUGAGAUGAGGAGGGAGAUGGAGUGUAGGGAUGGGGGGGAUGUUUGUAUGCUCUAUUGUAUGGUUCGUGAGCCAAAGACCAAGUCGGAAUUGUGAGGGGCGUGCGUUUGAUUCUAGAACUGGAUGGAUGUGUUUAUUGUAGCAGGUUUGUUUGGGGGACAAUUGGGAAUGGAAGUGGUCAGUCACAUCAGGCUAUUCAAUGAUUCGAUAUACCAUUGGUCAGUUAAUUGAAAGCACGGACAUUCAUUACUCCUGCCGAUAC